GGGACCCUUCAGUCCGCAGGCCGACGCUCUAUCCACUGAGCCAACCCUGUUUCGGCCAAAUAAUUUUUUUUUAACUUCCUUGCUCUUAUGAACAGUACUUAAAUCAUUCGUAGACCAAGGGGAUCCAGAGAGGUUGAGUGGGAGGCCUGGGGUCCCACACCAUUUCAAAGCAGAGCUUGGGCUGGGCUCCUUGACUAUAGGACUCUGUCUUCCACCCAAGACUCUGCCCUCCAGCUCUUCCCUGUCCUCCGCUGGGGGGAGGUGGACACCCUGAAGCCAGCAUGGGAUUGGGGGGUGGGUGUCCUCAGGAGGCAGAGACCCACCCUCCAUCACCUUCGUGCUUGGCUGGGGGCUUGGUGCCCAGGGCCUCUCCCCGAUGACAUUCCAGGGGGUCCUAACGUGUCUGUCUUCCUUCUCCUUCCUGCCCGGAUUCCCAGAAGGCGAGGGAUAAAACUCUACGGAAACGGUAAGUGAGGGCUCUGCCCGCGUGUCUUCCUCACCUCCCAUCUGCCAUGUCUCCUUGGGGUUGGGCAGAUGGAGAGAAAGCAUGAUGAAGACUUCUGUCAGCCAGAGCAGCUGGCCCAGCCUCAGUUUGACCUGCAGCUCCCACCCCCCCUGAGGACAGGGCUUCCUCUGGGCAGCUCUCAGUAGGAGGCCCCACACCCCUAGCAGAGAGUCAUCCCUAACACUGGAACCCCUCCACCCACCUUGGGGUUGACUGGUGAGUGCUGAGAAUCCAGAGGGGCCAAACCCCACCCUCCUUCCCCAAACAGCCUCCUCCAGCUCCUAAUACCCGUUUUUCCCAGAACCCCUGUCCUCACAUCACUACUCUGACUCCUGCAGGCUCAGAUCUUUGCAUCUCACCCCACUCUUGCCCCCACCGUGGUCCCCCAGGAGCCAGGCUGGGAGAACUCUAGGAAGAGGCCUGUUCUCGUUGGAUCCGUGCUCGCCAACAUCCCGUUUUCUACCCUCAUUGGUUUGGGGGGACAGAAUCCAGGGCCCCAGCUUGCUCUGGGCCUUAGCCCCAGCAGUGACCUGGGCACCUGUGUCUGCAGAAGAGGCGGUGAACGUGCUGAAUGAUGGACAAGGCUCAGAAGAAUCGUUCUCUGUCCCUUCCUGCUACGGCGGCAUAGGAGCUCCUGUGGGUAGGCAAGGUGAGAGCAGAGGCCCAAAGGGGUCUGGGUUCCCAGCAGCAGGAGCGGGCCCCAGAGGAGAGAGGCCCAGAGGGGCACGCACCUGCUCCCCCGCCUGCUGGAUCUGAGACAGCUGUCCCCAUUUCUGGCUGACCGUGGCCAUGGGCCUGCCUCCCCAGACCCGUCCAGGGCCGGGUUUGGCAUAAAGCUAAGUGGGCCCCACUCUUAGCUCAGGAGGUGUGGCCACGCCCCAGGCCAGGCUGUGGCUAGUGCCUCUGGAGUGAACCUGGCUGGAGUCACCAUCAAGUGUAAUGUCAGCGUGUCCAGGAUCCAGGGUCAGAGGAGUGAAGGGCCUGAGGGUGAAGCUCUGCCUUCAGCUACCUGCUUCCUGCUUUGCAGAGCUCUGGGCAAGGCCCAAAGUCCCCUAGGUAGCCCUCCUCGCCUGGUCCACACCAUCCCCGGGGGCUUGGUGACACUGCGGUCAUGUAGGUGCCUAAAGGGGGACGGGCCCAUCAGGGCACCUUUCCAGAGGAGGGAGGAUUGAUCAGGCCGGGCAGAGGGGAUACCUGCGGACGGGAGGAGCUGGGCGGAGCGCUGGGCAGGGGCAGGGGCGGAGCUGGGCGUCUGGAGGAGCUGGGAUGCAGUUAGAAUCCUCCACUAGCUGUGUAUCUCAGAUAAGCAACUUCCUUCUCUGCGUCUCCAUCCCGUCUUCUGUGAACUGGGCCUGGGGACACCCAGGUCAGCAUGUUGAGGUGAGGAUUCGCUGAGGGGAUCCUCCAACACCCGUCCGCUUAAAUGGUGGGGAGAGGGGAGUUGAGAUGGCAAAGGAGGCAGCAUGGGCCUGGCCCCACAGCCACGCAGUCACAAAGCCAGUGUCCUCCCAGCGGGGGACACUCAGUGGUGAUCACAGCGAGCAGCUCCUCCACUUAAAGGGCUGGUCGCUGCUCUCCGUUCACUUCUCACCAGUGUCUGUGCCCUCAGGCCUCACCUGUCCUCUCACCUCUCUGCACAGCAACAGUCCACAUGGUUUGCUGUUCCCUCCUCAGAGCACCCGCUCAUACUGUUGGACAAAUUACUGACUCUCUCUGUGCCUCAGUUUCCUAUAGCAGCUCAUUUCCUCAGAGGCAUGUUGUAAGGGUUGCACAAGUUGACAUGUGAAAGCGCUUAGUGUGGCCCCUCUUAUCUAGGUGGCAGCUGUUGUUAUUACUCUUAUUUCCACUCCUGGGGAUCCCCCUCCCCCUCCCAGGACCCCCGUACCUCAGCCUCUGCCCUAGGCAUGGGCUCUAGGACUCUGUCUGGUUGGCAGCCGCUGGGGCCCACAAUGGGGAGCUGCUGAGCACCAUGGCAAGGAAGGUGCAGGAUCUGGAGGAGCAGGUGAAGGACCAGAACAACCAGAUGCUGUCCAAGGAUGAGAAGAUACAGUCCCUCGAGGAACUGGUGGCGACCCUGCAGGAGCAGAAGGCGGUUCCUCGGUGACUAUGGUCUGCAGUGGGUGGGCGAGCCCAGGGACCGUGAGGACUCGGAGGACAUGACAAGCUCAGAGGAUGACACGGACUGGAUGACAGCCAAGAAGUUCUGGAAGCCAGCGGAUUCAUUGGUGCCCCCUGAAGUGGACUUUGAUAGGCUGCUGGCCAGCCUGAAGGACCUCAGUGAGCUGGUGGUAGGCAGUGACACCCAGCUGACACCAAUGCCCGGUGGAGCACGGCUCCACGAUCUUGAGCCCAUCCCAGUGAAGCUGUACCGGAACGGCAUGAUGAUAUUUGAUGGGCCCUUCCGAUCGUUCCAUGAUCCCUCCACACAGAGAUGCCUCCGAGACAUACUGGACGGCUUCUUCCCUGCAGAGCUCCAGCGCCUGUUCCCUGAUGGGGUCCCCUUUAAGGUGAGUGACCUGCGCAAUCAGGUUUACCCAGAGCAUGGGCUGGACCCAUUCCCAGGUGAGGGCCGAGUGACAGGCAUGCAGAGGAUUCGAAAGCCCUCAGUCAUGAUGGAGCACCCAGGUUCCAGGAUGACUCUUGAGAAGUUUCUGAACAAGCUCCCCAAAUUUGUGAUCCGUCAAGGCGAGGUGAUUGACAUCCGGGGCCCCAUCCGGGAUGCCUUCCAGAACUGUUGCCCAUGGCCUCUCCCGGUCCAGGAGAUCAUGGUGGAGACGCCUGCCUUGGCUGCUGAGCGUAAGAGGAUCCAAGAGUCUCCCGAGUCGCCUGAGCACCCGCUCUCCAUGCUGCGCAUCAAGUCUGAGAACGGCGAGCAGGCCUUUCUGCUAAUGAUGUGGCCUGAGGACACUGUUGGUGACGUGAGAGCCCUGCUCGCGCAGGCCAGGUGGGUGCGGGGCCAGAAUGGCGGAUGCAGUGGGUCUCUGGUCCCAGGUCCCACGACUGACCUGAUCUCUUCUGCCCGGACCCCAGGGGCAUGGACCCAAAUGCCUUCGAGAUCUUCAGUGUGUUCCCGCCCACAGUCUACCGCGAGGACGAGCUCACGCUGCAGGCCGCCGGACUGGUGCCCAAUGCAGCUCUGCUACUGCGGGCGAGCCGGGCCCUGCCGCCCGCCACUGGCCCCCAACCAAGCCCCCAACCCAAAUAAAGCACCCGCCCCCAUACCAGCUGCUUCCUGAGGCUCCUCUGUGGGGCAGCCCCGCUGGGCACCAGGGGAGGCUGGGGCCCAGCUGGGUCGGGGAGGGGGCGGCGCCGACCGGCCCUCUCAGUAACUUGAGCCCCAGCUGGCAGGCCUGGCUGCUGGGUCUUUGUCCUCUAGG
Molecule: messenger RNA, 3882 nt
Organism: Myotis lucifugus (little brown bat)
Lineage: Eukaryota; Metazoa; Chordata; Mammalia; Chiroptera; Vespertilionidae
Gene: UBXN11
Product: UBX domain protein 11
Exons: 10
Coding region: 2542-3741 (399 amino acids)
Biological process (GO): proteasome-mediated ubiquitin-dependent protein catabolic process
Molecular function (GO): ubiquitin binding
Source: RefSeq, a predicted model, not a curated record